GUCUUUGUUUUAUUUAUUUUAGUUUUUUGUUAAAUGGUUUACUUGUCCCUCUUUCCCCUCACUGUCCCGGAUGUGUCUCUUAUAACCCAUUUAAAUCCCCCCUCUCCUCCCCCCCCCCCUUCUCCUGUAAUGUCUCCCCCCUGUAGGGUCUCCUUGUUCUCUGUAUAGAGAGCAGGGUUGCUGCUGCCCAAUAUCAGGAUUCCCAGCACCCACAGCUAGAAUUUACCUGGAACUGCCCCCCUAGUCUUUAAUAGCCACCAGCCUACAUAGUUGUCAUGGGACUGAACAAUAAACAUUUCCAUGGCUGGGUCUCAUUGCACCACCUUCUGCUGGUCACCCUGCUUGGUAAUGGUGUCCCAGCGGAGCGUUCGGGAAAUGUCCACGUAUCUGGACUGCCAGUCGGAUGCACAGGGAUUCCAGAAGAAAUCCGGGAGCACAGCGGGACAAUAACAAGCCCAGGGUGGCCAUUAGAAUAUCCAUCAAGACUCAACUGCAGCUGGUAUAUCCGAGCCAAUCCUGGUGAAAUAAUUACCAUCAGUUUUCAAGAAUUUGACCUUCAAGGAUCAGACUCCUGCAGCUUUGAUUGGUUAACGAUAGGCCCAUCUCAAAACUAUGACGGCUCCCGGGUGUGUGGGUCGACUGUACCACCACCUUACAUCUCCUUGCAAGACCACGUAUGGAUCAGGUUCCACUCAGACAACCGUAUUACUAAAAAGGGCUUUCGCCUAUCAUUCUUUGCAGGAAAGACCAAAUGUGCAAGUGACCGGUUCCAUUGUGACAACGGAAAAUGCAUUUCCAAUACAUUGAAGUGUAAUCAUGUUGAUGAUUGUGGGGAUGACUCUGAUGAAAAGCUUUGCGCCAAAGUUAAUCGCCCAACACUGGCUUCUUUUGAGCCCUGUACAUACAACCAGUUCCAGUGUCUAUCGCGUUUCACCAAAGCCUACACCUGCCUCCCUAACUCCUUGAAAUGUGAUGGGAAUAUAGACUGCUUGGACUUGGGUGAUGAAAUAGAUUGUGACAUGCCGACGUGUGGCCAGUCCCUUAAAUAUUUCUAUGGUGCAUUCAGCUCUCCGAACUAUCCGGAUUUCUAUCCACCUGGUAGUAACUGCACAUGGCUCAUUGAUACUGGUGACCGACGUAAAGUUAUCCUGCGCUUUACAGAUUUUAAGUUAGAUGGCACAGGGUAUGGGGACUAUGUGAAAAUAUAUGAUGGACUAGAGGAAAAUCCCCCUAAACUGCUACGGGUCUUGACAGCUUUUGAUUCACAUACUCCACUUACAGUAGUGUCUUCAUCUGGACAAAUAAGAGUCCAUUUUUGUGCUGAUAAGGUAAAUGCAGCCAGAGGUUUUAAUGCAACAUACCAAGUGGAUGGCUUUUGCUUACCAUGGGAGAUCCCUUGUGGUGGUAACUGGGGGUGUUACACGGAACAGCAGCGUUGUGAUGGUUACUGGCACUGCCCAAAUGGAAGAGAUGAAUUAAACUGCACCAUGUGCCAAAAAGAGGAGUUCCCAUGUAACCGGAAUGGUGUCUGCUAUCCCCGCUCAGACCGAUGCAACUACCAAAACCAUUGCCCAAAUGGUUCAGAUGAGAAGAAUUGCUUUUUUUGCCAGCCAGGAAACUUUCACUGUAAAAAUAACCGAUGUGUGUUUGAAAGCUGGGUGUGUGACUCUCAGGACGAUUGUGGAGAUGGCAGUGAUGAGGAAAACUGCCCUGUUAUCGUACCUACAAGAGUCAUUACUGCAGCCGUUAUUGGGAGUCUCAUUUGUGGACUAUUACUGGUUAUUGCUUUAGGAUGCACUUGCAAACUUUACUCCCUUCGUAUGUUUGAGCGAAGAUCAUUUGAAACACAGCUUUCAAGAGUAGAAGCCGAUUUACUAAGACGCGAAGCCCCUCCUUCAUAUGGACAGUUGAUUGCUCAAGGUUUAAUUCCGCCAGUCGAAGACUUCCCAGUGUGCUCUCCAAACCAGGCUUCUGUUUUGGAAAACUUGAGACUUGCCGUCCGGUCACAACUAGGAUUUACAUCAAUUAGGCUUCCCAUAACUGGCAGAUCAAGUAACAUUUGGAAUAGAAUCUUCAAUUAUGUACGAUCACGUAAUUCAGGCUCAUUGGCCUUGGUCUCAACUGAUGGAGAGAAUACUGCUAACCAGAACUUAAGCAGAGAAACUGAAAGGAAUAGUACACACAGAGGUCUCUUCUCCGUAGAAUCUGAUGAAACAGACGCUGAACAUGAAAGGAGAGAUGCACAAGGAGCAGUAGGUGGAAUUGCUGCUUCUUUGCCCCAAAAAACUCCCCCCAUGUGUGCGGUCGAAGCCACAGUUAGUGGGGGCACUGCUACUCAGACAUCAAACACCAGCACAUCAGAUAACAGGAGGGAGAUUCCAGCUUCAGAACCUUCUGUCCCAAGUCCUGCACGACAGCAAUUCAGUAGUGCUCUAAGUAGAAUGACUCAAGGAUUACGUUGGGUACGAAUUACUCUUGGUAGGUCAAGUUCUGCAGGCCAAAACCAGAGUCCACUGAGACAGCUUGACAGCAGUGGAAGCAGACGAGAAGAUGACGAUGAUGUUGAAAUGCUUAUACCUGCAUUAGACUUUGACCUAAAUGACUGUACUAGACCCUUACUAGACCUUGCUUCUGAUCCGGAUCCAGGCUUAACACAGCCUUUUAAUGCAGGACAUCAGGGAACAAGGUCAUGCAGCCGUGAUGGUCCAUGUGAGUGCUGCGGUAUUGUGCACACAGCUCAGAUCCCUGACACCUGUCUGGAAGCUGUGCUGAAGAACGAGACAAGUGAUGAUGAGGCAUUGCUACUCUGUUAGAUGCAGAUUAUUAAGUAGUGGUGAUAUCACUAUUUUGGAGCAAUAUAUAAUCACUGUUUUUGUACUUCGCAGAAACCAAUUAUCAACCAUUUGAGGGCCAGAGGAUUGAGCAGGACUGUUGCAUUCUGCUCCGACCUCCUGCCACACAAAUGGGCAUUGCUUGGAAUAUUCAAGUGGAAUAACAAAAACAUUCUCCGUGGGCUUAAAAUUCUCUGUGGGUACUUCUGGUUGUCCCAUUGGCUGUUUUGUACCCAACAUUUGCACACAACUGUACAGGAUACCUUACUUGGGGUACAGCAGUUUAUGCCGGUACAGAAUUAGAAUAACGUUUACACUCUAGAAAUCUAGUUGUGUGUAAAUAUAUGGCUCUGUGAGCGUCUGUUGCACGAACACAACUUGCAUACAAAAAUUUGAGUCUAAUAACAAUGUCACAAGUACCAUACAGCUUGCUUCAAAGCAUCCAAUGUUUGCACAAAUCACAUCUGAGUGAA
Messenger RNA from Pelobates fuscus (common spadefoot toad), 3304 nucleotides. It is a transcript of the gene LRP12, whose product is annotated as LDL receptor related protein 12. NCBI's taxonomy places the organism in Eukaryota, Metazoa, Chordata, Amphibia, Anura, Pelobatidae. The record is from RefSeq and is a predicted model, not a curated record. Bases 276 to 2813 code for a protein of 845 amino acids. Gene Ontology annotation, molecular function: protein binding. The transcript is spliced from 7 exons.